This is a messenger RNA of Cutaneotrichosporon oleaginosum, 1342 nucleotides long. RefSeq lists its product as uncharacterized. Lineage: Eukaryota; Fungi; Basidiomycota; Tremellomycetes; Trichosporonales; Trichosporonaceae. The record is from RefSeq and is a predicted model, not a curated record.
AUGGGCCAGCUCAACGACCGUUUCCUGGAGCGCCUCGAGGCCGCGCUGCCGCUCGACAUGCCCGCGUCCACCCUGCCCACCAUGAGCGAGCUGAACAAACAGCCGCGCCGCAUGGUGCGCCAGCUGUUCUGCGCGCUCGAGGAGGCGUGGUUCGAGGUCUUUGGCGACUUCUCGCCGUCGCCGCCUCUCACGGACAUUCUUCUCAGCCCGUGUGUGAGUGCAGAAGAGGCGUUGGGGGUCUAUCUCUCGUUCUGUGAGGACGCGGAGGGGGUGGAGGUCGGGUUGGCGACGAUCGCGGAGGAGGGCGAGGGGCUUGUGAGUGUUGAGGAGGUGGAGGGUGACGAGGCGGAGGCGGAGGCGGAGGGUGACGAGGUGGAGGUGGAGGAGAAGGAGGCGGUCGAGGAGGAGGACAUUAAGGAGGAGGAAAUCGAGGAGGAGGAGGAGAUCGAGGAGAUCAUGGAGAUCAAGGAGGAGGCCGAGGCCCCCUCCGAGGCUGUGGCCAUCUCUGACACCGAGGCCUUCAAGGCCGAGGACACUCGCGAAGCCGACGAGUGGCAACUCAUCGAGCUGUACCAUGCCGACAAGGCGGAGCCGGUACUCAUUCGCGACAACGACCUCAAGGAGGACCUCGCAGAGGCGACCGCCACCAACAUCGUCGGGUGCGGCAGCCGGUCGUCCAGCAACGCUAGCAUCUGCUCCAACGAGUCGUCUCGGGCCGUCACCGCGCCCACCGAGCCCACCAAGCCCGCCACGCGCAAGGCCCUCACUGCCAAGACCCCCUCUCUCAAGUGGCCCACUCUCAAGUCACGCUCCACCAAGUCGCGCUCUUCGACGGUGAGCAGACGCUCGUCCCUCCCCACCAUUCCGGACGACACGGACAUCCCGUACGUCCUGCCUGCCCUCACCUCCCUUCCCGCCAUCACCCUGACCCGAUGGGACACGGAGACCUCGGUGCCACUCAUGCUCUUCGACCCUGACCUCUCCACCCACUCCGACCAGAAUGAGAGCGCCAUCCCCACCGACAGCGUGGCGAGCGACGAGACCGCACUCGAGCGCGAGCACAAGCAGGACAAGAAAGCGCUGACCAAGAGCGCGUGGUGGUGCAAGAGCACGACGCACGCGGCCACACACAAGGGCUCCAAGCUCAAGUGGCGCUUGGAGGAGUCGUUCGCCAAGCUCAAGAGCCGCACGAGCGGGCGGGGCCAGCGGGUCUAACAGUUCUUCGCACGGCAGGAAAUGGGAGUCCUCGUAGUAGCAGUACACCAUACCUUACACAUACCUUGGAUCGAUUAUCCGGUUGUAGAAUAGCAAAUCAUAUACCAAUGAAUCAGGAAGUGCGCAG